Molecule: messenger RNA, 747 nt
Organism: Vanrija pseudolonga
Lineage: Eukaryota; Fungi; Basidiomycota; Tremellomycetes; Trichosporonales; Trichosporonaceae
Exons: 9
Coding region: 61-747 (228 amino acids)
Source: RefSeq, a predicted model, not a curated record
GCCUUGCUGUCGUCAUGGGCCAGUGGUAGCGCCGGAACGCAGUGGCCAGUCAGGUCACUUAUGGCAGGCCAAACUGCGUUUAAAGCUGCCCUAUUGCCUCUCGCAUGGGGCUUCUUCUUGCAUCUACCCAUACCUCUCCCCCUACUACUCAUACACACGCGCCCACACACCACCAUGGCUGAGCAGUACGAGCAAUAUUUUGACGAGUACCAGGAGCUCGGGGAGGACGUGACUCCCGCCAACUUGCCCCCGCAGCACCUGGUCUAUGCGAUCGCGUAUGGUGCAUACCACCGGAUAGUGUCCGCCGACGGCGCGCCAAAGCACAAGCACGAGCGCGUGGGGUAUCUCGAGCUGGCAGCGACCAAGGUCGUCGGCGAUGUCAAGGGACGCGACUUUGGGGGACGGGUCGACCCCGACGCGGCGGAGAAGCUCGUCGUCAAGGAGCUCGACACCAUGUCCGACCAGUUCCAGGACCAGUACAACCAGGUUCAGAACCUCGCCCCUGAGGAGCACCGCGCCAAGCUCACGCACGAGCUCGCUGCUGGCGCCGUCUCGUACGAGGCUGCCAAGAAGUACGAGGAGUACCGCGCCCAGAACGGCGAGCCCGACAGCCACGCCAAGCGCGACGAGAUCAUCGCCGGCUUUGCGGGUGCCAUUGGCGACCGCGAGUUCGAGACCAAGGGCCUCGACUGGCUCGACCGCGACAAGGUCGUCCAGGACGCCACGCAGCAGCUUAAGUACUUAUAA